This is a messenger RNA of Sceloporus undulatus (fence lizard), 10230 nucleotides long. RefSeq names its product collagen alpha-1(VII) chain-like. The transcript is spliced from 90 exons. The coding region runs from base 523 to 7995 and encodes 2490 amino acids. Lineage: Eukaryota; Metazoa; Chordata; Lepidosauria; Squamata; Phrynosomatidae. The record is from RefSeq and is a predicted model, not a curated record. Gene Ontology annotation, molecular function: serine-type endopeptidase inhibitor activity; protein binding.
AGCAUCACACAGAGAAAAGAGACCCCCGUAAAAGCCAGUCGGACUGAUUUUAUUCGUCCCAGGAAUAAAAGGCUGAACUCCAUCCCCGAGAGUGGCUCCCACAACUGUCCCCUUCCUUCUUUUUCUUCUGCCUCACAACUUUGCCUAGUCUUGCCUGGCAUUUUCUUGUUUGAUUUUAUUUUUCUCCCCCUUUAUUCCAACCUUCACUUUAGCUAUUUUCUUCUGUAAAUGCUGGAACAAGAGCUGGAGACCUCUGGGGAUUCGUUGCAGGAGCAACUUUGCUUGCCUACUUUGGAUGGCUUUCUGUUUUUUAACGAAAAGGAUCCAGUCACUUCUAGAACUUGCAGAGAGGAAUCCUUGACCUCAAAACCAGACAAGACACUGCUCAAAGUUUUUUUUGAUGUUAUAGUUUUGCACUUUUCCCAGUGAUAUUUUGUGUGCAUGCAAGCCCAAGACAGAAAACAGACUUUCCAAGCUGUUCAAUGAUGCCCCUGUUCCAGGAGGGGAUUUUAUGAUAGGAAGAUGAAAACAUCAUUUCUCAUGAUCUGUCUUAUUCUAGCUGCUCUUCUGGCUCAGUACAAAACACUGGCUCUACAAGAAGCCUGUGGUGUGGCAGAGAGAGCAGACAUUUUGUUCCUUGUGGAUGAGUCCUGGAGUAUCGGGGAGAGCAACUUCCAGUGGAUCAGAGACUUCAUCUAUGACGUUAUCCGGACGUUUGAAAAUGCGAUGGUGGGAAAGGGUGGUGUUCGUCUGGGUGUGGUGCUUUAUGGAGAUAAACCAAGAAUAAGCAUUGACCUGACGGAUUAUAUCACAAUUGAGGAGGUGUUGGUGGCAGUCCGGGACUUGGUCUUCAAAGGUGGUGAUGGUGGAACGGGUAGCGCCUUUUCCUUCCUACUUGAGACAAUGAUCAUCACAGGAGCAUUGAGAGGAGAUGCAGCAAAGGUAGUCGUUUUAAUUACGGAUGGCAAAUCUUCUGAUUCGGUCGAGGAGGCAGCCAGGCUCCUUAAGGAUGCAGGUGUCACCGUGUUUACAGUCGGGAUAAACAAUGCAGACCGGAAGGAGCUGAGGAAACUAGCAUCAGACCCUGCAGAGGAGCACAUGCUUUACGCCCAAGACUUCCACCAGCUGGGCAGCCUCUCCCGGAAGCUCUCCAGAAGGCUUUGCAUCACUGCCUCAGAGCCUCCACGACCGGCCAAGCCAAGAGCCAAGGUGGAGAAGAUAGUCAAGCCCCGAGACCUCAUUGUCAGUGAGCAAAGCCACAACUCUCUGAGACUCACAUGGACACCAGCUACUGGGAAAGUGACUGGCUAUCAGGUCCUCUUCGAUUCAUUCUCAACUCCUGGCCAAGCUGCUCCAGAGGAUCAACGACUGAUUGUUUUGGAUGCCAGCAAGAGCACAGUGUUGGUGACAGAGCUGAAACCUAACACGAAAUAUUUCUUCACCGUCUUGACUGUCUACGCGGAUGUUCUCGGAGAGCCAGCGACUGUCAAAGGGAAAACAACAUCCAUACCUCCAGUGACCAAUUUCCGGGUCAUAGAAGAAGGACUUUCGAGCCUCAGAGUCGCUUGGACUCCCCCAUUAGGGAAACUGGAAGGCUACAAGAUCUACAUCCCUAAAUCCAACAAGACUGGGAUGACCUCAGAGAAGAUUCUGGGCAGCGAUGUCUCCUCACACCUUCUUGAUAACUUGAAGGAGGAUAAAGACUAUACCAUCAGCAUUUAUGCCGUCUACCCAGAAGGUCCAAGCCAGCCAGUGUCAACAACAGGCAAAACGUUGAAACUAUUGCCUGUGAAAACCAUCUGGCUCCAGAAUGAGACAACCAAUACCAUCCAGGCCAGAUGGACGCAAGUCAGGGGAGCAUCAGGAUACAGACUAACAUGGGUGUCUUCAGAAGGCAGUGUUCAGAAUGUGAACCUGGGUGAAACAUACAGCUACUACAUGAUCCAAGGUCUGCAACCUGGCACUGAAUACACCAUCACAGUUAACCCUAUCUUUGGUGCCACGGAGGGACCAAUAGUAACUGCUAAAGCGACAACUUUGUCAUCAAGUGCAGUACAGAUUUUGAAAGCAACAGAUAUCACAAUCAAUUCGGCUGUGGUUUUCUGGAACUCAGUACCAGGGGCAACUGGAUAUCGAAUGACGUGGGGCCCAACUCCAGAGUUCUUUGGCCAAGACCGUCCACGGCAGCUUGCUCUGAACAGUUCCACCACUGCUUACCACCUGCAAAACCUGGCCCACAACACAGAGUAUGUGAUUUCCCUCUAUGUUCUUUUUGGUUCGGUGGAAGGUCCUGGGAUCACUAUUACCGCAAGGACAUCUCCUCUGGGUUCUGUCUCUAAUUUCAAGGUGACCUCUUACACCAGCACUUCCAUCUCACUGUCUUGGAGUACUGUUCCUGCUGCCACCAAAUACAAGAUCAUCUGGAAGCCAGCUGGCACAGGGCAAGAGAGAGAGACUGCUAAGAGUCUCCUCCUAGACAGCCACUUACGGGCUCAUCAUUUGGAGAAUCUACUACCCAACACCCGAUACGCCAUUGGCAUCCGUGCUGUAUUUGGAACCACGGAGGGGAAAGUGGUAACUCUGACUCAAGGCACCGUGGGCUCACUUGCGAAUCUCUCCAUUCCUGUUUUGACUGUUACAUCGGCAAAACCUGUCACCAUGAGACAUCAGCCUAUGACUUCUAGUCAAUUGACUUCUCCAGUAACUACCUCUCUUGGGCCAAGAUUCACUGCUGCACACACAGCAAGGGUCCCAAAGACCUCGGUUCCCUCUGCGACUACUCCUGGGCCAAUCUGCAGCAAAUUCAAAGCAGACAUUGCCUUCUUGGUGGAUGAAUCCUCAAGCAUCGGCCAAAGCAACUUCCUCAAAGUGAAAGAGUUCCUCUUCCGCAUCGUUUCCUAUUUCCCCAAAAUUGGACCUGAAGGGACACAGAUUGCCGUCGCUCAGUACAGCGAAGAACCCAGAACAGAAUUCCACUUUAACCGAUAUCAAGACCGGAACAGUGUUCUGAAAGCUAUCAAGAGACUCCGCUAUGCUGGGGGAGACACAAAAACCGGGAGAGGCAUUGGCUACAUGCUGAAGGAGGUCUUUCAAGCUUCCAAAGGGAUGAGGCCUUCAGUGCCCCACACAUUGGUUCUGCUGACGGAUGGUCGAUCUCAGGACGAUGUGUUGCCUCCAGCCCAAGUGGCCCAUGCUAUAGGAAUCCGUCUGAUCACGGUGGGGGUUUCAGGGGCUGACCCCCAGGAACUGAAGAAGAUCUUGCUGCAUCGGAAUUUGGAGAAUCUCUUCUACGUCAGCACUUUUGAUGAUCUCCCACAGAUCAUAAGGGAACUUAUAGAAACCAUUUGCAUUGGUUCCCAACAAGAGAAUGUUGUGACACAACAUAACAAGCUUGUUGACAAGGAAGGAGAGAUGGACAAGUCAGAGCUGCUGCUUAAGAAGAAAGGAGAAUUGCCCAGCUCCAGCCCAUCUUCUGUUCCACUAGUGGUCCAUCCCCCAGAAGGACCCUGUGACCUCAAAUGCCCCAAGGCCCAGAAAGGAGAGAAGGGAGACCGAGGCCCACCUGGAGAUGCGAGUUUGGCUGGUCUGCACAUGGGUGGGGGCUAUGACCCAUUUAGUUUUGCCACCAAAGGAGAGAAAGGAGAGCGGGGACUUCCGGGGAAAGAUGGCAUUCCCGGAUUACCUGGCAGGCCUGGGCGAACAGGCUCUCCUGGCUCUCCUGGACUCAUGGGCCUCCCUGGCAUUCAAGGGGACCAUGGGCCACCUGGAUAUCCAGGCCCACCAGGGCAAAAAGGAGACAGAGGGGAACCAGGCUAUGUGUUAGGAGGCGUGGAAGUCAUUCCAGGACAAAAUGGACAACCUGGCCCACCGGGCUACAAGGGACAGCCUGGAGUACCAGGAGUACCGGGUCCCCCAGGGCUGCCUGGAUUACCUGGACCACAGGGACCACCUGGUUUAUCAGUCAAGGGUGAACUAGGAGAUCCUGGGAUCAGAGGACCUCGAGGAAAGAAUGGGCUCAAGGGAGAGAAAGGAGAACCUGGAGAGACGGGGAAAGCUGGCUUACCUGGGCCAAUAGGACUGGAUGGCACUCCAGGAGCUUCUGGAUCAAAGGGGGAAAAGGGUGAAAUAGGGGUUGGUGUGCCAGGUCUACCUGGCUUAAAAGGAGCAGAAGGAAACAAGGGGGUGACAGGACCUCCUGGAUCUCAAGGGCAGAAGGGUGAACGAGGAAUGCCAGGGCCUGAAGGACCAACCGGCUUGAGGGGCAAAAAGGGUCAAGAUGGUGUCAAAGGAGAAAAGGGAGAACGUGGAGCAGCAGGGAUGAAGGGUCUCCAAGGGAUUGCGGGUCUUCCAGGCCCUGUAGGACCAAAAGGAGACCAAGGCAUCCAAGGAUUCCCUGGUGCUCCAGCAAUGGGAGUGGUGGGACCUACAGGCAAGAAAGGUUCAAGGGGAGAUAUUGGGGCGGUUGGUCCUUCAGGUCCAAAAGGAGAAUCAGGAAAACAAGGCGAAAAAGGAGAAAAGGGAAGUCCAGGGUUUGGCAUUCCGGGUCAACUGGGACUGAAAGGGGAGCCAGGCGAGAGGGGAAAUGUUGGUUUAUCUGGCAAACCAGGACAAAAGGGGGAAAUUGGUCCAAAGGGCAAUAAAGGAGAGCCAGGAGAACCCGGAAAUGCAGGGGAACCUGGCCUAAGAGGUAAAGAUGGGGAAGCGGGUGUUCCUGGAGAGCAGGGAGAGAGAGGAGUCCGGGGUCCUUCGGGACUCCCAGGACGUCCUGGAGAGCGUGGAAUGCAAGGAGAUGCAGGAGAACCUGGCAAGGAGGGAGCUGCUGGAGAAAAAGGAGACAAAGGAGAAUCAGGACAGCCUGGGCCCCCAGGAUUGCCUGGAGAAACUGUUCUUCCUCUGAAAAACAGCAUCACCAUCAAAGGAGAGAAGGGGGAACCUGGACUGCCUGGGAAAGGGAUGAAUAUCAAGGAUCUGGAAAGCCUUUUUGAAGCUUAUGGUAUCAAGCUGGCUCUUUUGAAGGACCUGACAGACCUUCUCCUUCAAGAGGGAGUUGAAACUGUGACCCAACAAAUAGCUGCCUCCAAGAAGGGGAAGGGGAAAGCUUCCAGGAGGAAACAAGGUCCCAAACAACUCGCAGAGCAGGUGACUUCAGUGAAGUGUGAUGUUCCCAGUGUGACUCCAGCUAGCACCACAGACUUUCCCAGAGAAGAUUUCAGUCUAAAUCCAGAAUAUCCAGUCCCAGAAGCUGUGGAAACCCUUUUGACUUCUUCUACUUUACCACCUUCCACUAUUGAAAAGACUGCUACAGAACAGACAUUUGCAACUACUAUUAAUAGUCAUUCUGGAGUAUCUGAAAUAACUAGUCACAUAAACCUUGGCCUGAUGGAAACUAUGAAGACAACAGAAUAUCCAGAAGGAGAGAACACAACCGAGGAGGAGAACAUUUUACUUCAGAGGGGAGUUGCUGAAAAUGCCACUUUGGAGUCUCAAGAAGGUGUUUUCUCUCCAGAAGAAUUAUCAAUAAGAAAGGAGGUGGAAGGAGAGUUGGAACUCAGCCCAAUUCUGCUUGAUCUGGAGUCCCAGUUCCACACUCUGGAGAACACAUCUCUUCAGAUGAUAGAGAAUGCAAAGAUAAGGAAGACAGAUGAAGACCCACUGACAAUGCCCCCUAUUCUUGAGCCAGAGGUGGAAGACAGUUCUUCAGAACAUGCAUCCAAAGAGGUUCUGGGGCCUAUGAAGAAAAGACGAGGGGAGCGGAAGAAGGAGAAAGAGGCCAGUCAAGUAACUAAAGAGGAAAGCACUGGUGCCUUUGCUAAUGGCAAGGAAACAAGCAGCCUCCGAGUUCGAAGAAUGGUGGAGAACCGAAACCUGACGGUUCGCUCUCCUGGUGCUCUUGGACUUGGAGACACGAUGAUGGGAUAUCAUGCCAGGAAUGGGGCUUAUCCUGGGCCUCACAGAACAAGGAGAAUCAAGAAGCAAGAAUCAGAAACAGUGGCUGGAGAAUUUGGACCCAAUAAAGGUCAAAAGGGAGAAAAAGGUUCGCCUGGAAGCCCAGGCAGCAAAGGAGAAAAGGGGCAACCUGGAGAAGCAGGAGAACCUGGCGAGAAGGGCAACAAAGGCGAUGAAGGUGAUGUUGGUCAAAAGGGAGAGCCGGGGAUGGCUUCCGUGGGCCAGUGGGCCAAGCUGGAUCUCCAGGGCAAAAGUUUUCAAGACUUUCUCAAACGGAAGAGGAGAAUGGUUAAAUUAUUCGCUCUUGCCAAUGAGGAUGAGGGUGAACCGGGGGCACUGGGAGCCCCAGGAGCACAAGGAAUCCAGGGGAUCCGGGGCAAUCCAGGGAUCCCGAGGAUCCCAGGGGGAAAGAGACACCCCGGACUACCUGGAAUUCCAGGACAAAAGGGGGCAUAUGGCAAGAGAGGCCGGAAUGGAGUAGCUGGACCGCCAGGUCCCCUUGGACCCCCUGGGCAAGAGGGUAUGCUGGGUGCCCCUGGGAUCAAAGGCAACAAGGGGGAUACUGGUCUUGGCAAACUGGGCCCAAGAGGACCGCGUGGCUUCCCUGGCCCCCGGGGUGAAGAAGGAAUUGUGGGUGUUCGUGGCCCCGUUGGCAUGAUGGGACAGAUUGGCCUUGUGGGCCUGAAAGGUGAAAAGGGUGAUGUUGGCUUUCCUGGACCCAAAGGAGAAAGGGGAGAUCCCAUGACGAUCUUUGGACCUCAAGGCUACAAAGGCAAUAAAGGAGAUCCAGGUGAAAGGGGUCCUCCAGGGUUUGAUGGAGACAAGGGUGAGAAAGGAGAAGAUGGACCUGCAGGGGAAAAGGGUGUGAAAGGAGAAGCUGGGUCAAAAGGAGUCAUGGGUCUUUUUGGCACAAGAGGGCCAGUGGGUCAGAAGGGUGAAAUUGGAGAGCCUGGACUACCUGGAUUUGCUGGAAGAGCAGGACUCGAUGGAAAGAACGGCAUGAAAGGAGCAAAAGGAGACAGAGGACUACAGGGUCAAAAGGGAGAACCAGGAGGGAAAGGCGAUCCUGGUAUAACGGGAGACAUUGGACGGAAAGGUUCAAAGGGUUUACGUGGUUUGCCAGGAAAGACAGGGCCUCCAGGUACACAUGGGAUCAAGGGAGAGACUGGUGGCACUGGGAGGCCGGGAACACCAGGGGCAGACGGGCUUCUUGGUCCAAAGGGCGACCGUGGAGAGUCUGGCACCGACGGGCUCCAGGGAAUUAUGGGGCAGAAAGGAGAAAAGGGUUCCAAGGGAGUGCCUGGCUUGGGUGGCUUUAAAGGACAGAUUGGCCUACCUGGUAAGGUGGGUGUCAUUGGCCCACCUGGCCCACAAGGACCACAGGGGGACCCAGGGCCACAGGGUGAACGAGGCAGAAGAGGAAGGCAACAGCUGUGUCUCCGGGGAGCCCCAGGGACUCCUGGCAACAAAGGGGGAAAGGGAGAAGAAGGCCCUGCAGGUCGGAAAGGAGAGAGAGGAGAUCCUGGACUUUCUGCAGAAGAAGUGAAGGACAUCGUCAGGACUGAGAUGAAGGACCAAGAGGCUUGUGCUGACAAAAACUUUCGCCCGGCAAAUGGAUUGGCAGACCUAGGUGCAGAUUAUCUAGCGGAUGUUGAGCCGAGGGAGAAAAGGACUCUGCUACCCAAAGCUUUGACAGAACAAGAGUUUUUCAGGGAUGUGCACAACAGGACCAAAGCUGAUUUGCAUCUGACAGAAUCUGUCCCACCUUUGGCAGAUCCUUGUGUCCUGCCAAUGGAUGAGGGUGCCUGCAAGCAGUACACAGUGCUCUGGUAUUAUCACCAGGAAGCCAACAACUGCCGGCCAUUCAUCUUCGGAGGCUGCGGCGGGAAUGCCAACCAGUUUCCAUCCAAGCAGACAUGUGAACUGUGGUGCAAGAGAGCAACAGAUCAAGCUCAGGAUGCUGACCAGAUACAAGGAGAAAGAGAAAAUGAAAAGAAGCAGAAGUCAGCCAUCUCCAAGACUAUACAUUCGGCAGACGGAAUAGUUUAAGGAAAUCUGGGUUUUGGCCACUUACCUGUUCUGUGAACAAAGGAGAUAAUAUGUGUGGAAAGAAAUCCAUUUAGAAAAAGGAAGUGAUUGCAUUCCUUUUUUUCUUAUAACCUUCUAUUAUGGUCAGAUUUUUUUUUCCCUCUCUGGGCUUAGAAAUUUCCAGUAUCAAAUUUGUUUUGCACCGUCUGUUGUUUUUAUUUGGGAUAUGUUAUUUUAUUUAAGUUAAUAGUGAUUAACAAAUUGGCUAAAGGGCAGAUAGGUAGGUUUUGGUCUGUAACAGAAAUAUUUGGAGGGCCCAAAAAUUCAUAGAAAUUGUUGUUGAUGCCGUCAAGUCAUUUCUGGUUUAUGGUGGCUCUAAGGUGAACCUAUCCAAGGGUUUUCUUGUCAAGAUUUGUUCACAGCUAUGAAAGACCACCGGAUGAGCCUGAGUAAGUAACACUGUCUCAGCCUCAGGGGAAGACAGUGACAAACCUUCUGUGAAUCAGUCUAGCCAAGCAUCAGGUUGCUGCAACUGGAGGGAGUUAACUUGAACCUUACAAUAAAAACCAGUGGGGUGCAACAGGUAAAAGUGUUGGACUGGCACUUCAGGAGACAAGGAUUCAAAUCCCUGCUCAGCUAUGGAUAAGUCUCAGACACUCUGAGACUCAGAGGCCAGCAAUGGCAAGACUCUUGUGAGUGAAUUUUGGGAAAAAUAAAAACGCUAGGAUAGACUCACCAUAAGUUGGACUUCACUUGAAGGCCCAUAACAACAACAACGCAAUUCCUUCAGUUGCUCAUUUGGUUGCAGUUGGACAAUUGGUUAACCAUUGCAUCAUGCAACAUUGCACUUCAACACAAGCACGGGAUGACCAAAUGUCAUAACCACAAAGGAGGACAAGGCACCACAAAGUGUGAGACAUUUAAAGAAAAUGUAGAGCAUUUAUCACAAGACAAUGUAACUCACUGGCUGGGAAAAUUGGAAGACUGCAAGAGAAGAGGAAGACUACAUUACAUGUGGAUUGGCUCAAGGAAGAAAAGAGUGGUUUCCCUGAGUCUGCAAAACCUGAGCAGGGCUGUAGAUGAUCUUGGGGCUCUCUCAUUCAUAGGACUGACAUAAAGGUGACUUGAAGGCACAUAACAACCACAAAUGAUAGGACAAUUCAUUGUAUGUUCCCUGAGAUCAGAUGAUUUAAUGAACCCAUGGCUGUCCUGACUGCAAGACCUGGUCAGGGCCCUAGAUGACUGGAGUUCUUGGCGCUCCCUCAUUCAUAGGGUUGCUGUAAAUCAAAAGCACUUAACAACCACAAAUUGUAGGAAAAUUCCUUGUAUGCUCCCUGAGAUUAAAUGAUUUAACGAACCCAUGACUGCCCUGAUUUUGCAAGAUCUGAGCAGAGCUGUAGAUGAUUGGGGCCCUUGGAGCUCUUUCAUUCAUUGUUGUUGUUGUAUACCUUCAAGUCAUUUCCAGCUUAUGGCGACCCUAAGGUGAACCUAUCACAGGGUUUCCUGGAGCUGAGAGGAUGUGAAUCACCCAAGGUCACCCCGUGUGUUUCCAUGUCCGGGCAGGGAACCAAACUCCCAUCUCCAGAAUCCUAGUCCUAUGCACUACACAUAGAGUUGCCAUAAAUCAACACCAACAUUUAUGUAAAUCCCAUUGAUUCAAUGACCUUACUCUCUUUGGGAGAGCUGAUAGAAUUGAUGUUCUUCUUUCUGUUCUCCUGAAGUUCCCGCACCACUACUACCAGAAGUAACAGCAACAGAAACUGUGCUGGUAGUUUGGAUGCCAUUUUGUAGCGCCACAAAGCUCUGGGCCUCAUGUACCUUCAAGGCAUUGAAGGAGGAAAAGAUGGCUGCUACACAAGUGUUCUAGUUAAUAUAUCACUCAAGCAAGAGGUAGAAUUCACCUGAGUCUCUUUUAAGAGGUACAAUCUAUUGAAAUAUCCAUGGGAUCAAAAACUUCUCCAAAGGUCCCCUACCUCCUGCAUUGUGAUACAUACCAGGAACAUGCCCUCCUCUUGAGAAAUAUAGCCCUCUAUGCUUCCCUCUAUCAAGCAAUCGAAUCAACUUGAGAAACUCAAUUACAGAGGACUGACAUUUCCAACAAACAUGAUAAUGGAGGAACCAGGAGAGACGUUCCGUAAUAUAUUGGCUCAGCCAGAGCUGCUGAGAUAGUAAAUCAGUAGGAUAAACAUUUUAUAUACAGAUACCUUUCUCACAGAUGGGGUUACCAGCCUCUCUGUAUUGGGUGGAACUCAUUGG